UGGAGGCAACACGUAUCCAUUUUGUGUCGCUUUUUCACAAAUGGAGAUGCAGAAAAGAACCGUGGCGAGAUGGAACGGAAUAGAGUCUACUCAUACGAGUUCACGAUCCGUGACAGAAACGGUGAACGGGUCACAUGAUUUCUUAAUAAAGGGCUUCUCGUUGACGAAAGGAAUGGGCGUAGGGGUGCCCUUAAAGAGUGAGAGUUUCAGCGUGGGAGGGUACGAGUGGGGCAUAUACUUUUACCCUGAUGGCUCCAAGUUAGAGGACAACAAAUAUGUCUCCAUCUUUGUAGCGCUCCUUUCGGACGCCACCAACGUUCGUGCCCUCUUUGAACUCGCCAUGCUCGACCAGAGUGGUGAAGAUGACCACAAGAUCAACAGCCACUUCGACCGCACCCCCGACGCUGGCCCUCACACCCUCAAAUUCAAGGGCAGCAUGUGGGGGUUUCGGCGGUAUUUCAAACGGAGAGUGCUGGAGACGUCGAGGUUUCUGAAGGAUGACUGUUUGAAAAUACACUGCGUGGUUGGGGUUUUGGUGUCAUCGUCGAUGGAUUGUUCUAACUUGAACCCAAUAGAAGUUCCUGAGUCUGAUAUGGGGGCACAUUUUGGGAUGCUGCUUGACGAUGAGGAGCUAUCGGAUGUUACUUUCGUAGUUGAUGGAGAAAAGUUUUAUGCACAUAAGCUUAUUCUGACUACACGCUCAACAACGUUUGAAACUCGGUUUCUUGAAGGGAAAGGGUUAGAUAAAAGUGAAAUAGUUAUUACAGACGUGGAACCUAGGGUUUUCAAGACUAUGCUUCAAUUUAUUUAUAUUGACAAUUUUUUACCGGAUGAAGAGCUCCUUAGGCAUUGUUCGGCAUCUUUGGAGUCUGUAUUUGAAUCAUUUGUUUCGAAGUUGUUAAUUGCUGCAGAAAAGUAUGGUUUGCCAAGACUCAAGAGUCUUUGCGAAUAUUUGUUGUGUCAAGACAUAUGUGUAGAGACUGUUGCCUAUCUACUUGCUUUUGCUGAUUGUCAUGAUGCUAUAGUGUUGAAGUCCAAAUGUCUUGAGUUUUCUGCUGAUUACCUUGAUGAUGUGUUGCAAUCUGAAGGUUGCAAGUAUCUUAAGAAAAAUUGUCCAUUGCUGCUAUCAGAACUGGAAAUGAUGGAAUGCGUGCAGAAUGUGGCUGAAUGCAAGGGCAAAUUAACAAAUGAUGUGCCGGUAGGUGAAGAAGAAGCUAGGGUAGAAGAACAAAAUCAAAAUGUCUCACUUAUUAUUGUUGACGACAACAAUUAGGAUGAAGUGUGACAUAUA
Messenger RNA from Cajanus cajan (pigeon pea), 1291 nucleotides. The record is from RefSeq and is a predicted model, not a curated record. Lineage: Eukaryota; Viridiplantae; Streptophyta; Magnoliopsida; Fabales; Fabaceae.